Danio aesculapii is the source of this 2282-nucleotide messenger RNA. It is a transcript of the gene ciao3, whose product is annotated as nuclear prelamin A recognition factor-like. Gene Ontology annotation, cellular component: cytosolic [4Fe-4S] assembly targeting complex. Gene Ontology annotation, molecular function: 4 iron, 4 sulfur cluster binding. The transcript is spliced from 11 exons. Lineage: Eukaryota; Metazoa; Chordata; Actinopteri; Cypriniformes; Danionidae. Gene Ontology annotation, biological process: iron-sulfur cluster assembly. Bases 12 to 1445 code for a protein of 477 amino acids. The record is from RefSeq and is a predicted model, not a curated record.
CACUAAAAACAAUGGCGUCGCAUUUCAGCGGAGUGCUUCAGCUCACGGAUCUGGAUGACUUUAUCACUCCGUCUCAGGAAUGUGUGAAGCCUGUAAAAGUGGAAAAGAAACAGGGUCGAUCUGUGGCGAAAAUCCAGAUAGAAGACGACGGUAGUUAUUUUCAGGUCCAUCAGGAUGGUCAAAGACAAAAGUUGGAGAAAGCGAAAAUUACUCUGAAUGACUGUCUGGCUUGCAGUGGCUGCAUCACAUCUGCUGAAAGUGUCCUAAUCACACAACAGAGUCAUGAAGAACUGUACCGUGUGCUACGCCAUAAUAAGCAGGUUAGCAGCACUGAGCAGAAGGUGGUGGUGGUGUCUGUAUCGCCUCAGUCCAGAGCUUCUCUUGCUGCACACUAUGGUAUCAGCAGCAGUGAAGUGGCCCAUAGACUCACCGGCUUCCUGAAAAAUUUGGGCGUGCAUCAUGUGUUUGACACGGCCUUCAGUCGCUCCUUCAGCCUGAUAGAGAGCCAGAGGGAGUUUCUACAGCGAUUAAGUCGGAGGGAAACAGACAAGAAGGCCUUGCCUAUGCUGGCAUCUGCAUGUCCAGGGUGGAUUUGCUAUGCUGAGAAGACUCAUGGAGAAUUCAUCCUGCCGUACAUCAGCACAACCCGCUCGCCCCAGCAGAUCAUGGGCUCUCUAGUCAAAGGAUAUUUUGCAUCUCAGAAGGGGGUUUCACCACAGAUGAUUUACCAUGUUACUGUGAUGCCCUGCUAUGACAAAAAACUAGAGGCUUCCAGACCAGACUUCUAUCUCAGUGAGCACGAGACCAGAGAGGUGGACUGUGUCAUCACUUCAGGUGAAGUUUUGAAGAUGCUAGAAGAGGAGAAGGUGUCCUUGAGGGAUGUACAGCCGGCACCGUUAGACACUAUGUUUAGUAAUGUGUGUGGUGAGGAGCUUUUGGGCCACGCAGGAAGUGGAUCUGGCGGAUAUCUUCAUCACAUCUACAAACAUGCUGCCAAACAACUGUUCGGUGUCGACGUUGAUCAGCUCACUUACAAGAUAAUGAAAAAUAAAGACUUCCAGGAAGUGACUCUAGAGAAGGAUGGUCAAGUUCUGCUGCAGUUUGCUGCUGUCUACGGCUUCAGGAACAUUCAGAACCUGGUGCAGAAGCUGAAGCGAGGCAAAUCACCAUACCACUUUGUCGAAGUAAUGGCAUGUCCUUCAGGAUGUCUGAAUGGCGGCGGGCAGCUCAAGCCUUCAGCAGAUCAGUCCAACAAAGAGUUACUUCAGCAGGUGGAGGAGGUUUAUGGCAGCGAACAUCCCUCUGUGCCAGAGGACGACUCACGAGUGGCUGAACUCUAUCAGGGCUGGUUAGAGAGCGUGGGAGAGGAGAAAGCCCGACAGCUACUGCACACACAGUACCACGCUGUUGAAAAAAAUGCCAAUGGACUGAGUAUAAAGUGGUAAGGAGCUGCCCAGAUACUGAUCGACCAAUUUAUUGUUUAUUUGUUUGAUUAAGAAACAAACAAACACUAUAUUAAAGGGAUAGUUCACACACAAAUGUAUAUUUGCUGUUCAUUUACUCACCCACUAGCUGCAAAGUUCAGAUUUUUAGUUCAGCUGUGGUCAAUAAUAAAAAGUCAAUAAUAAAUACCCGAGGCUCCUCAUGACAUGAGUAUUUUUAAAUAAAGGUGAUGUAAACCAACCACGGCUAUGGGUUGACGUAAUAAUGUUGCAGUUUUGUAAAUAAUGUAUUAAUUGUGUUUUUCCUGGAUGUGUCUCUUUGACUCUCUAAGUCCCGGUGGCCAUUGAUUUGUAUUUUAUGAACUACGGUUUCAGCUAAAAAUCUUCAAGUUUUUUGUGUGAACUAACCCUUUAAUAUCUUUCUGUGUAUUUUAAAUCAACGUGCACUGACACUACACCAACUAAACAAGCAAUAAAUGCAUUUAUGCAUGUGGAUGAAGUAUUUUUUCCUCCCAAUAUAUUUCUACAAGGUAUCUGCUGAAGAACUACAUAUCAAAUCCUCUAUGUAUUUUAUUUCUAUGUUCAUGAAUGUUGCCUUGGGUCAUUUCCUUUUCCAUUUACAGAUGAGUCUGUUUCUCUUAAAUUGUUAAAUGUAAAAAAAUGGAGCUUCUCUAAAUGGACUUUAUUUGUUACUGUGUGGUAUGGACUGAAAACAGUAUCUUGGUCUUGUUUCUGUGAAUAUUUCUUGAUUUUUUUGAUGGUAAUAAAAAUAUAAUUGAAUGUAUUCAUUCCAUCAAGCUAAUUAUAUUUAUUGAUAAAAUAAACUAAGCGUAUAUUUUA